CAGUUGGUUUGUGCUAGCGUAGGCUGUUCGGCCGCUGUGCUGUUACACGUUACGUUUUGUCGACUGUCACUGUUCCAUAAUAGCAUUGCUUCUAUUAAUUUUCUAACCUCAUUGAUCGAAUGAAAAAUGAUGCAAUCAACUGAACAAGAUGAAUUGCCUCAGAAAACUCCAAAACAAUUGGAAAAGGAAGCCAAGAAGUUAGCAAAACUUGAAAAAUUCAAGCAGAAACAAGAUUCACAGCAGAAGGGACAGGCCAAAGAAAAACCCGAGAAAAAAGAAAAGAAAAAAGAAGUGAAGAAGGAAGCAGUCGCAGCAGUCUAUGAGAUAGAGACACCACCUGGUACCAAGAAGGAUGUAUCAGGACCCAUGCCGGAUGCGUACAGCCCUCAGUAUGUGGAGGCAGCAUGGUACAGCUGGUGGGAACAGGAGGGUUUCUUCAAGCCAGAAUAUGGACGUAACAAUAUCCUGGAGCCAAAUCCAAAAGGAACAUUUGUAAUGGUCAUCCCUCCACCCAACGUGACUGGCUCUCUUCACCUCGGUCAUGCACUCACCAAUGCUGUAGAGGACUGUAUUACUAGAUGGCACAGAAUGAAGGGGCGCACUACACUCUGGAACCCUGGCUGUGACCAUGCUGGCAUCGCAACCCAGGUGGUUGUGGAGAAGAAACUAUGGAGGGAGGAGAAGAAAACUAGACAUGACAUUGGACGAGACAAGUUCAUUGAGAAGGUGUGGGCUUGGAGAAUGGAGAAGGGAGACAGAAUAUACCAGCAAUUGAGGCGUCUGGGCAGUUCCCUGGACUGGAGUAGAACGGCCUUUACCAUGGACCCUAAGUUAAGCCGGGCAGUUGUCGAGGCCUUUGUUAGACUGCACGAGGAGGGAGACAUUUACCGAAGCAACAGGCUUGUCAACUGGUCCUGCAGUCUAAAGUCUGCCAUCUCAGACAUAGAGGUGGACAAGGUAGAGAUACCUGGUCGCAAACUCCUGACUAUUCCUGGCUAUGAUAAACCGGUGGAGUUCGGAAUGUUGACAAUGUUCGCAUACAAAGUGGAGGGUUCAGAAGAUGAGGUGAUAGUGGCCACGACACGGGUUGAGACCAUGCUGGGAGAUGUUGCAGUGGCUGUUCACCCUACAGACCAGAGAUACACACAUCUCCACGGCAAGUACGUCAAGCAUCCCUUCUGUGAUCGCAGCCUUCCUAUCAUCUCUGAUGACUUUGUGGACAUCAGCUACGGAACUGGUGCUGUUAAAAUCACCCCUGCGCAUGACCACAAUGAUUACGAGGUGGGGAAGAAACAUGACUUGCCUUUCCUCACCAUCAUUAAUGAGGAUGGCAUCAUUGUUGGGGACUGCACUCAGUUUAACGGCAUGAAAAGGUUUGAGGCCCGGAAGGCUGUGGCAGAAGCCCUGAAGCAACUCGGACUAUAUCGAUGUGCCAAAGAAAACCCCAUGGUGGUGCCCAUCUGUAGUCGUUCUAAAGACGUGGUGGAACCUCUUAUAAAAUCUCAGUGGUAUAUAAAGUGUGAUGAAAUGGCCAGGCGAGCUAAGGAAGCUGUGGUGUCAGGAGAGCUGAAGAUCAUACCUGAGUAUCACACUAAGACAUGGUACCACUGGAUGGACAACAUAAGGGACUGGUGUGUCUCGAGACAGUUGUGGUGGGGACAUCGUAUCCCUGCGUACUUUGUCACCAUCGAUGACCCUUCCGUUCCUCCAGGCAAUGACACAGACAAUGCCUACUGGGUGACAGGGAGGGACGAGGAGGAGGCCUUGCGCAAGGCUGCUUCUAAGUUCCAAGUACCGACAGACAAAGUCAAACUGCGACAGGACGCUGAUGUGCUGGACACAUGGUUCUCCUCAGGUCUCUUCCCCUUCUCUAUCUUCGGCUGGCCCGAUGAUACAGAUGAGUUACGAGCAUUCUACCCCGGUUCUCUUCUGGAGACAGGUCAUGAUAUCAUCUUUUUCUGGGUUGCCAGAAUGGUCUUCUUCGGUCAGAGGCUGCUCAACAAACUGCCCUUCAGGGAGGUGUUUUUACACCCUAUCGUGAGGGAUGCCCAUGGCCGGAAGAUGAGCAAAUCUCUGGGCAACGUCAUUGACCCCAUGGAUGUGAUCCUGGGAGCUUCUUUGGAGCAGCUCCAUGCCCAGUUGCUGGAAAGCAACCUGGACCCCCGGGAGGUGGAGAAAGCGAUGGCAGGUCAGAAGCAGGACUACCCCAAUGGCAUUCCGGAGUGUGGCACUGACGCUCUGCGCUUUGCUUUGUGCGCCUAUCUCACACAGGGUCGAGACAUCAACUUGGACAUUCUCCGGGUGCAGGGUUACCGUUUCUUCUGCAACAAGCUGUGGAACGCGGUAAAAUUCGCACUGACGUACCUCUCGGGUGACAUAGACGCCAGCAGUGAUGUAAGUGCGGGGUAUAGUCGGGUGAUAGAAGAGUGUUGUGGUGGUGGUGGUGUUAAGGGGGGAGACGUAAGGACGCUGCUAGAUGUGUACUUGGCUGACCACAGCUACCUCCAGGGCUACGAGUUGUCCGAGUCUGAUCUGGUAGUGUAUGCGGAGGUGACGGCACGCGGUGUGUGGGACCAAAAGACCCUGCCUCACCUCACGCGAUGGGCCAAUCACGUCAAAGCUUGUCGGCAAGGCGGAGGUGGCUCCUGUAGAGGCAGCUUUCCGCUAUUAGGUACAGAGAGUAGUAUGGACCUGUGGAUUCUGAGCAGACUGUCAGCCGCAGUGGAUAUUAGCAACCAAGCGUUUGAGCGCUAUGAGCUGUCGUCUGCCACCACAGCCUGUUACAACUUGUGGCUGUACGAUCUCUGUGAUAUCUACCUGGAAUGCCUGAAGCCAGUCUUUGCUAGUGGAGAGACGAAGGCGGUAGCUGCGGCUAGACACACACUGUACCGUGUGUUGGACUGUGGUCUAAGGCUGUUGGCUCCUUUCAUGCCCUUUAUCACGGAGGAGCUGUAUCAACGUCUGCCCCAUCCUCCCUCUGUGCCCCGGGCUGUCAGCAUAGCUGUGGCUCCCUUCCCCGAGCAGAGUAUUUAUCGGUGGAGGAACCUGGAACUGGAGCAAGAGAUGGAGUUUGUACAGAAGGUGGUCCACAGUAUCCGCUCAGCCAGGUCUGACUACACCUUGCCAAAAAAUACAAAGACUGAUGCAUAUGUCAAGUGCAAUGAUGAGAUUGUGAAGGACACACUAGUACGCUUCUCACUAGCGAUCACGACCUUAGCGUACUGCAGCCAGCUCAACCUCACUGCUACUACUCCCCCAGCAGGUUGUGCUAUACUCACAAUAUCCGAGAAGUGCGAGGUCCACAUCAACUUCAAAGGCCUCAUUGACCCAGAAAAAGAGCUUAUUAAGUUAGGUAAGAAAGAAGAGUUUCUCCAGCAGACAAUAACCAAACUGGAACAGUCCAUGGCAAUGGUAGACUAUGAGAACAAGGUGCCUGAAGAUGUGAGGGCUGCUAACCAUGAGAAGCUGAUAGUCAGCAGAGGCGAGCUGCAGCGGUUGAUACAGGCGAUGGCAUCCUUGCGCACUAUGUAAUUGAAGAGAGCAAACUGUGACUCUGGUCUAGGUGGAACAACUGUCACGAGGCCAGCACUAAUAUUUCUUUUCCUUAUAGGAAUGAUAUGAAUACAAUAGGACAACAUUUGUCAUUCUUCAGAGAUACAAGAAAUCAGUAAAACUGUGUUUAGAAAUCUGCAUUUUGAUCUACUUCUCUGGUGGUUAACUAGCCUAACAUAUAAGUAGAAUCUUGGGUAAUGUAAACAAAUCAUACUAAAGCAUUCUUACACACAUUAGUCAAGAAUCACACAAACCGUGUUGUGUGUGCACACUAUCUCUAAAAUAAAACAAAAACCAACUAUUAAAAACUGAACUAAAAAAUAUAGGUCAUAAUAGGUUUGCACGUUAGGCUUGGUUAUCCACCUGUGGAACAGAUCAGAGUGAACAUCUCUAAAUUUAGUGUUAUUGAUAUCUUGUAUCACUGAACAAUGGCAAAUAACUGAAAAAUUCCAGUUAUGUUCACAAUCCUUCUAUUGUUAAAAACACUAAACAAAGGAAUACUAUGAUCAUGUAACCUAGAACAAUUGACCGCUAUUAAUUGUUUGCAAUGUAAUUGAUCAUAGCACCUUUUACCUUGUGCUGUACUGACUUUCCUUCUUGUUCUGUUAAUAAGAUCUUGCAUAAUCCUCCAUAUGCAUGUACAAUAAUACUACAGAUCAGAUGGACAUUUCAUUUUAUGCAAAACAUAUAAAUAUAAAUUUCUGUACAAAAAAUACUUACUAGGGUUUUCUAUCUUUUGAAAUCUUGGAAUCUCAUUAGGGUAAAUCACAGUAUGUUCUCUAGUUUUAAAACAAAAAAAGGCCUAACAAUUGUUGAGUUGAUACUUGUUCAUGUAACAAAAAUAAAACACUACAUUUAGAGGAUUGUAAUCUAUUCUUUUCAGGUCUCAAAAAACCAUAACGCAUGUGGUUAGCAUUCUAAAAAAGAAAUAUGUGAUGAUAAACUUGUCCAAGCUACGUGGUCAACCCCUGAGGUUCGUAAAAUAGGUCUUGGAACUGCGGUUAUUAAGGUGACGAUUGUCUAACUAUCUGAGUGGCCUUGUUCCUAAUACAGCCAGCUUUAAUGUUUAGUUAAAUUGUACAAAUACAAAUUAAAUAAUAUUACUCAGUUUGACGCAGGCACAGUUACUUCCACAAUUAAAUACUAUAAAUUACAAUUACCAUUGUUCGAUUAAAUUAAUUAGUCCAAUCCUAAUCGACACUUGACCUGUCUACUCCUGAUCUUUCCAGAAAAUAUUAUAUUACUGUUUGAUCAUAAAUCAACCCUAGAAAUAAAUCAUCAAUCGGUCAGCCCUAGACCUUGCCAACACCUCUCCUUGCUCGUCCUAAUAAUAAUUAACACUGUAUUCAUAUUACUUUGCUGCCCUAAAUAAUUGUAUUUUAUACUAAUUCUCAUCAGCCUUAUUUUAUCAAAAUCACUUUGCAAAAUGUUAUAUUAAUAUGUUUAAAGAGGAAUCUUAUUACAAAUUCAAUAUCUCUCAAAAUUGUUUAAAGGAAAUUAAGAAUUAUUUGUCAAUAAUUAAUCUAGCACUGUUUUUGAAUUAUAAAUGUAAAAAAGUAUCAUAAUUAAUCCAAUUAUGUAAAUAAUUUUAUUUAUUUGUUAUAUAAUUUCUCUAAGAAUAUUUUGUGUUUGUUAUUUUCUCGUUUGGUGUAUAAGAUUAUCUCUAAGUUUGGGUAAGGUAAUUUAUUAAAUAUUUGGAUACAUUUUGUACGAGACACUAUGUGUCAUGACUCAGGUUAGUGAAUUAGUAUUAUAUUUGGAAAUAAAAGUGCCUGGCACCAGAGAAAA
Molecule: messenger RNA, 5340 nt
Organism: Homalodisca vitripennis (glassy-winged sharpshooter)
Lineage: Eukaryota; Metazoa; Arthropoda; Insecta; Hemiptera; Cicadellidae
Gene: ValRS
Product: valine--tRNA ligase
Exons: 19
Coding region: 127-3531 (1134 amino acids)
Biological process (GO): valyl-tRNA aminoacylation
Cellular component (GO): cytosol
Molecular function (GO): aminoacyl-tRNA deacylase activity; valine-tRNA ligase activity; ATP binding
Source: RefSeq, a predicted model, not a curated record